AUGGCGUGCUGCGCUGCGGUGGUGGCGGUGGUGCUGGCGGCCGCGGUGGCGGGGGCGCCGGUGGAGGGGCUCGGCGUGAACUGGGGCACCUUGGCCACGCGCCGGCUGCCGCCCAAGGUGAUGGCCCGGCUGCUCAAGGACAACGGGUUCAAAAAGGUGAAGAUCUUCGACGCCGACGAGGCCACCAUGAUGGGGCUCGCCGGGACCGGCAUCGAGACCAUGAUCGCCGUGCCCAACGACAUGCUCGCCGCCGUGGCCGCCGACUACCGGCGCGCCAAGGAAUGGGUCAAGAUGAACGUCACUAAGUACGACUACCAUGGCGGAGUCAACAUCAAAUUCGUGGCGAUCGGGAACGAGCCGUUCCUGACGGCGUACAACGGCACCUACGACAACGUCACCGUGCCGGCGCUCAAGAACAUCCAGCGCGCGCUCGACGAGGCCGGCCAUGGGUCGGCCAUCAAGGCGACUGUCCCCGUGAACGCCGACGUCUACGACUCUCCGGCCAGCAACCCCGUCCCGUCGGCGGGGAAGUUCCGCGACGACGUCGCCGCCAUCAUCACCGACAUGGUCAAAUUCCUCAACCACAGCGGCGCGCCCUUCAGCGUCAACAUCUACCCGUUCCUCAGCCUCUACGGCAACGACAACUUCCCCAUCGACUACGCCUUCUUCGACGGCGCGCCUCCCACGCCCGUGAUCGACAACGGCGUCAACUACACCAACGUGUUCGACGCCAACUUCGACACCCUCGUCUCCGCGCUCGACAAGAUCGGGUUCGGGAGCAUGCCGGUGGUGAUCGGCGAGGUCGGCUGGCCCACGGACGGCGACAAGCACGCCACGGUGCCCUACGCCGAGAGGUUCUACAACGGGCUGCUCAAGCGGCUCGCGGCGCGGCAGGGCACGCCCCUGCGGCCGCGCGCCAGCAUCGAUGUCUACCUCUUCGGGCUCAUGGACGAGGACGCCAAGAGCGUGGCCCCCGGCAACUUCGAGCGCCACUGGGGCAUCUUCACCUUCGACGGCCGCCCAAAGUUCCCGCUGGACCUCCGCGGCAACGGGCGGCCGGCCAUGCCGGCGGGGGCCAGGGGCGUGCAGUACCUGCCGCGGCGGUGGUGCGUGCUCAACCCCAACGCUUCCACCAACGCGACCGCCGUCGCGGAGAACGUGGCCUACGCGUGCUCGCGCGCCGACUGCACGCCCCUCGGCUACGCCUGCAGCUGCGGCGCGCUGGACGCCGCCGGGAACGCCUCCUACGCGUUCAACGCCUACUACCAGGCGCAGGGGCAGGUGCCAUUGGCGUGCGACUUCCAGGGCCUCGCCGUCGUCACCGACAAGGACGUGUCACGGCCACCCUGCAACUUCACCGUGCAAGUAGUCGCCGAGUCGCGCGCCACGGCGGUCACCACCAACACCACCGCCGCCGAGUCUAUGGCCCCCGACGCGGCCGCGGCGCGGCUGACCGCCGCCGUGAUGGCUUUCUUGCUUGUGCUCGUCUCCGCAUAA
Molecule: messenger RNA, 1497 nt
Organism: Triticum turgidum subsp. durum (durum wheat)
Lineage: Eukaryota; Viridiplantae; Streptophyta; Magnoliopsida; Poales; Poaceae
Source: the annotation of a GenBank genome assembly